CGCGCCGCACAUUCACCGGCACUCGUCACUUCACGGAGCAGAACAGUUCACAGUCCGCCGGUCACAGUCGUCGCGUACACACCACAAUCGUCUCAAACACGACGUACCGCAAUCGCACGCGACCGCGUGUUCUAUCCAAGACUGUCCGCAGAAGCAACAGACUUCAUCCGCAAAGUCAUAAAUCCCCAAUGUACACGCGGACGACGAUGCGCGUGAAUUUAACGUAAUCGGCCCUCCGCGAUAAACGGUCUGCUGCAGGAGGUGUACGCGACGAUAAUAUUUCCCGCGCGGACGAUGAACAUUGCAAUAGUUUGACAAUUCAACACUACGAUAUCCACCGCGGAACCGCUUACACGACGAUUAUCAUAACCGCGGUAUACCCGAAAACCCGUUCCCUAUAGAACAAGGUAAACCGAUUAUUGUUAUUAUUAAUCCCGGGUUAUUUUGGUAUACGGUAUUAUAUUAGCUAAUGCGUGUCUGUGUUAUCGCAUCGCAACCCUCCGAUUGACCUCACCCGAUAGUCCAAUAAUAGACGUCCAGCACGCGGUGUACGAUAGUUUAAAAUACGCACGUUUUUUAAACGUCAAUAACCAAUUUAAAACGAAAACUGUUUCCGUUUCAAACAUUUAGCGACCGGACGAUUUCUUUAAACGAGUGUAUAGCGUCUUCAUCCCGUAUUCUGGGGGUCAGCUACCCUUGUUCUCACAAUCUGACCUUCCACAUGUCCACAUACUAUUAUUAUUGUUAUUAGUAUCCAUCUCUAUUUUUUCAUCUAUCCCAUACACUCGGCUCUAUCCUAAUAACUUUUAAUUAGUUUUUAUUUUUAUCAGCUAUACCUCUUCCCGGGCAACCAUCUAUACUCAUAGCUAUCGCCAGUGGCGUCGAGUCGUUAGAUUUUAAGUGGUCUGAUUAAUAGCUAUAGUAAUCAUUAUCAUCGCGUAUUUAUUUAGUUAUAAACAGGACAGUGGCGGGGGGGGAGGUUCGCCCCCGUGCCCCCGAAAUGCUUAUUUAUGUGUAUCAAAAAUCAAAAUGCGAGAGAAUUGUGAAUAAUCUUAAUUCUUAGUACAGACGGAUUACCAUGUAAUACAAUGCAUUGCGCAAGCGCUCUCAAGGGGAUUGGGUGUAAUUUCUGCGUAUUAGGUGUCACAGGGAAGUUUUUAGAUACUUUAAAAAAAGAGUGGGUGGGUGUAUAAUUUUGUUACUGGCUACACUACAUCCAUAUUUCACAUCUAAUAUUUUAACACUAAUUUCUGCCAUACUUCCAUUUGUAUUGCAUACUCUUUUUUUUGUAUCUCUUUCAUUAUCUCUUGCUUUAUCUAGUUUUAUUUUUAUUCAACGCCCGACAAUGCAAACGUGUAAUAACAUCAUCGCUGAAAGCUUCGCGACAGUUUCAAAUCCCUUAUUAAAUAUAUUGUAGGUAAUGAGACACUCUUGAAGUUACAAAUCGUUUAGGUACUGCAAAUACUUGUACGAGUUGCUCGUUGUUUACAUUCUAAUGGCGGCGGCGGGGUACUCUUGUCAUCUGAUAAAUAUAGAUACCUAUUUAUUUACAUGACAGAUAUCGAUCGUAUCUAUAAUAUUUUCGGACACGAUCUCUUAAUAGGUGUGGCCACCCCGGAAACCGGCGGUGACCGUCGAAACAAUAUUUAUAGUCGGGAGUCCUCUGCGUUUUUGUUGGUUUUUUUUUUACGUGUACCGUCGCGUCGUCUACCGAUACAAGUAUUUCGAUUAGGUAAGUAUUUUUUUUUCCUCGUAAUUUCACGGAUCGUAUAUAUAACGAUAGCACGUGUACGAUAAUAUAAUUCACAAAACAAAACAACAAAACAAAAAUACCAACACGAAAAUACUAAACAAUAUUAUGUAGACGGCCGAGUCGCAUUGCUUUCUAUAUAGGCACGCGUGGUAUACACAUUAGGUACUCGUACAAUAUUAUGUAUCACGGUUUGAUGUAUACGAAAAUGACCGUAUUUCGAAGGAAGUUCCAUAUGUAAAACGUCGGUUUCGCUCGGUAAUCAUUACGUCGUGUGCACAUCGUAAUAAUAUAAAGCUAUUGCAUUGUAAAACGUUGAGUGCUGUUGUUUUAUUUUUCCUUUUUAGCGGAAGUAUUUAAUAUAAAGUUUCACUUUUAUAGGAACUUUAGUCUUUACGCUGUUUCUUUGAUAUUUGUAUUAAGUUUGAAAUUAUCUUUGUGGCCAGGCGUUUCCUAUCCUUAAGUAGGUGCUUAUUAUAUACCGACACGCGCUUCGUUUUAUUUUUACUAUUCGUAUAUAAUCACAUUAUUCAUAUUGAUUAAAAAGAAAAAAAAGAAACCGAACACAAUCGACAAUCGCCAAUAAUUAUUAUCUUUUACGAAAUUCGACGGGUUCUACAAAAAUGUUUCCGUGACGUACACCGCGUUUUUGUAAUGCUUUUUAAAUAAUCAUGACCACGACUUCUAUACAUUAUAAUAAUAAUGUUAUAAUGAAUGGAAAUUCGAUCGAAAUGUGUCAGCUGAGGCUGAAAACACGUCACCUGUCAAAAACUGCGCGAAAUAUCAUUCUCACGUUACUUGAACUUUUUUUUUUUUGUAAACCACAUCUAAUCGGUGAGUGUAUAUAAUAGUUGUUGUAAACAGAAGUAUGUAUUAUCGUACCGGAUACUUAGUCCAUUAGGUUUCUAUGAAUACAAUUCGAAAUGAAUAAUAUAUGUACUCCAUCACCUGCGCCGUUUGCCGAUGUAUACCUGUACCCUGCAGUGUAAACCCGCGUUGAAGUUUUAUCGAAAUUCACGGGGGGUUUUUCGGAAUAUUAUAAACUGUAUAUUUUUCUCGUUAUAUAUAUUGAAAAUUAUAUAUCGAAUAUUUAUAUGUAUUCUCUAAGUACAAGUACAAUUGUUUUGUAAAUUAUCAUCCCGGCGUUUCUAAACGUUUUAAAAAUAUUAAAAGUUUUCAAAAAAAUUACCAAAUUUAUAGAUAUAACAUUAAAAUGGCGUGUAGAUAGUUUUUAUUAUUUUUAUCAGUUACAACCGAACUGAUAUAUGAUCAUAUUUAAAUAUUCCUCGAAUAUUAAAUGAAAGUAUAAUAUAUGUAGGCGUUUAUUUUCAGAUUCCUCACAUUAUAAAACAAAUAAAAAGGUUAUUCGUUUAUGUAACCUUCGAGUUGAAACCGGUUAAAUGUGAUCGAUUAAUGUUGUACGAACACUGAUUAAUUGAACAGGAGCGUAAUAGUAUUUUAAAGGGGAAAAUAGCUAAGAGAAUAGAAUAUAAAAAUAUUUCCAUGCUCUUUUAAAUUCCAUACACAACCAAACAGAAAGGGAAACCAUUGUAUAGUGAUAAUUAAAUAAUAAAUAUGUUUUUUGUUUUGUCUACAUUAUAAAUUUUUUUUGGGCGUAUUCCAAAAGUCUUAUCAACACAUUUCGUUAUUGUAAUAAUUUAUAAUAAGAUAGUCCCCUUAAGCCAUUCCCAAGAGAUUUUAAUUAUUCACUGAACUCUUUUCUAGAAUACAAUUACGAUGAAUUUAUAAUUUGUUGAAAAUAAGUUUUUUCGAUAUUUUGUUUUAUUAUAAAAUGCAAAAACUUGAAAAUUGCAUUCAGAAUCAAACGGUAUUUUUGAUUAUUUAUUCUAAAUCAUCGUUCCAUAAAUAGUAAUAAUAGUAGUGUAAGAAAAUUAGUGUUUUACGUGGUAAACAAAAUAAACUCGAGAGUUUCGAUACAAGUGUAGCGAGAAAUUUAUUGGUUUUACUAUGAUUUUUUUCUAUGCUUGUUAACUUUUACCAAAAAUCUUACUUCAAUUAAAAAAUUAAAAAUAAUUGUAGUGACCAGAAAUUUUCACCGAGUACUUAUAAUAUUACUCCUUUCUAAACGUGGUACAAUUUUCAAAACAUUGUGGUGGUUUUUAAUCAUUAUUUUUUCCUUUUUUUAGUUUUUAAUUGGUUUUUUAUGUUAAAUUUUUUAUUUUGGCAAAUAAAAAAUGUUUGAAAAUUUGAUACGACGUUUUAGCCGUUAUUGUUCUGAUGAUAAAAUAAAAAUAUCGCAAAUCCUUGUAGUUGCAAUUUUUUAAAAAUAAACUUAAAGUUUAAAUAUUGAUAAAAAUGACAGCAUUUCGGAUAUAUAUUAUUCGAUUAAUUCGUCAUUUCAAACUGUUAGGUUAGGCUAAUAAUAAGUCGGAAUGGCCCAUUGGAACGGGGGAAGUUAUCUUCAUUGAUUCGCAUUGUUAGAAUAUUAUAAAAAAAAAAAAAACAUAUAUAGGGGGAUAUGUAUGUUUUACACGACAAACUGUGUGUAUAAUUACGUCACUGCACUCGUAAUAAUUUUUAUAAAAAAAAAACCUCAACUAUUAGUGUUAUUAUUAUAAUAUCAACUAGGUAAUUAUACAAACUGUUACAUUAUUUAUAUAAAACUAUUUAUAAAUGUCAUUAUAUAAUAAUAAUUACAUAGAGCACGUGUAACGAUUUAUUUUUGAAAUCUAUGGAUAAUUCAUGCAUAUAAUAAAAAAAAAAAUACUCGUACCUAUAUAGCUGUGUGCCAAGUACCUACGUUAUGAAUUAUUCAUAAUAAUAUCUAGGUAUUCGCGAACAAUUAAAUAAAAACAUGUUUAACACCGCGUUGAUUUAUUUUACGGUCGUAAAUACGUUUUUCACACAUUCCAAGUGAACGAUGAGAAUGUUUUUUACUUAUCUUCUCAAUCGUCGAUACAAUUUUGAGAAAAAAAUCCGGGAAUAACUCGAUUUCCAUGAAAUCGAAAACCAUUUUUCCUCUCGGAUGGGUAUAGUAUUAAUAACGCUACAUAUUUUAUAACCGACUAUAGUUUGUUAUCAGUCAAUUCACCAUAUCAAUAUGUUUUAAUUUAAUUUUUAAACUUUAUCUAUAGUAAAUCAUUAUAUUAACUAUUAAGAGGACGCCAUGACCGCAUGGUGCAACUGUCUUACAAACACACGAUACACCAAAUGUUUGUUCUGUUUCUUUCUGUACUGUUAGUUGUAAUAUUAAAGUAAAUAGACCUGUAAACAAACUUAAAGAUAAGAACAUUAGCCGUGCAAUUGUGUCGGAUUUUUUUUCGAUAUUUUAAUUUUUAAAUGAGUCAUGAAUAUAUUAAAUAUUACAAUUUAAAAAUGCUAUUAUCUCGCUUAAAAAUUAGAAUAUUAAAAAAAAAAACAACGCAGUUGCAUAGAUAGUGUUCUUACUUUUAUAUUUAAUAAUAAUAUAAAACAAUUCACUCUAAUGUAAAACUAACAGCACAUAGUUGCCUCUGCUUAACACAAAUUUGCUAUGUCAAGAGUUUGUAUAACGGAGAUCGCACAUGCGGGUGAGGUAUCCUCCUAAGACGCAUUGUUACAUAAUUAAAAAAAAAAUUCAGACAUUACGUUCAAAUGCGCGCGAUUUAAAAUUUUAAUACGAGUACCUAUAUAGUUAAAAUUCCAACAAAAAUAUUACCCGUGCCAAAAAUUUUAGUUUUUUUAUUUUUAAACUUUCUAUAAAGAAAUAAUAAUAAUAUUAAUUAUUAUGUGUAUUAUAGCAUUUUACUUUCAUUUCGUAAUUAAUACUAUAGUAAUAAUUUUUUACAACACGAGAUAUUCAAUAUAUUAUCAUAGAUAAUAUUAUUACAUUAGGUUAGUGUCUACACAAAUAUUAUUAAUAAUUAAAUGCACUGUUUUUUUUUUUUUUUUUUUUGAGUAAAAUGAAGUAAGUUGAUUGAAUACAGUUGAUGUAUAAUGCAUUAUAUUUUCAUUUAAAUACAUGUGUUUCCCUAUUGAAUCGUAUCAUAUAUUUACAUAAUGUGAUUAGCCAAAAGGUAAAACCCUAAAUUUUAAAACGCCCCAGUAUUUAUUACUUCUUAAAAAACUAAGUAAUAACCUAUUGAAAUAAUAAUAAAAAAAAAAAAGUCGAUCCGUUUAAUUGAGAAUGUGUAGGAUCACAGAUUUGGUCCGAUUCCACAUAUCAAUUUUUUUGUUAUACCAUUAAUAAUUUAUCAAAGCAAAUCUAGAUGAUCGCAUUAUAAAAUAAACAAAAGAAAAAGGAUAUAGCAGAUAUAGGAAAUACAUUUUCUAAAAUUAUGACGCAAACGAGUAUAUGUACGAAGUACUCAUAGAAACAGGGAUAUUUUAAAUAUUUUAAAAAAUAUAUACAUUUUAUUUAUUUAACUAGUAAAAAAAAAAACUUCGUUUUGUGUAUUCGUCGAAUUUUCAUAUUUUUUAAAAACGUCAUUCGGUAUAAAAUAAAAAUAAUAAAAAGAAUCUGUAUAAAAUACUAUUAAAAAUGAGUAAUUGGUUUUUAAUAUCCGGUGACGGGAGUAAAUUUUCAGAAAAUCAAUACUCGGGUUACGCGACAUGCCCUCUAAAACUAACGCUGCAGGUUAUAUAUUUAAACAUUUUUGGCAAGCUAAAAGGUUUUUAUGCGCCGCGAUAACAACAUUAAGACAUUGAUUAAUGCCGAACGUUUGUUAUAUUAAACAGUUAUUAAUUAUUAAUUACAAGUGAACAGGAACGGUGUAAUUAAUUUUCUGGCGAUUUUGUUUGUUUUUGUUUAGAUAAUAAUAUACGUUCAUCAGUAUUAUGGCGGUUUUUCAAUGGAUAACAACCUUAACGGUUUUCCAACUGCUGACGACCGGCUUUUGCCUGGAAAACGGUUUAGCCAGGACACCGCCGAUGGGAUGGUUGGCGUGGGAGAGAUUCCGAUGCAAUACGGAUUGCAAAAACGAUCCGGACAAUUGUAUAAGGUAAUUGUUUUUACAUAUUGUAUUUUAUUAAACGCGCGUCUACAGAGAAAUACUUUUUACGUUUAAUAGAAUCCAAUUAUGGGUGUUUUCGUGCCAAUAACAAUAUUUUGUCAACUUAUGAAACUUUCAUUUUCAUGCGGCGUAGAGAAUUUUUUCGCAAAAUAGCAUAGAAUACUUUAGAUUUCUUUCCGGAAAUUCGUUGGAAUUAUUAUGUAAAGCAAACUGUUCGCGACGAUUAGAAGAGGCCACUUAAGUCAUCAGAUUCCGAAAUCGUUGCGGCGGCCCGAAAAUAAAUUAAGUGUCGAACAUCACGAUACGAUGGGCAUUCCCCACGCGAUCGUUAUUAUUUGUCAACCGCGCUCGCGCCACCGAUAUAAUCGUUAUAGCUUUUUACUGAAAGAAAGAAGAAGAAAAAAAAAAAAAUCCUCUUUCUCUUAUAAUACGCCUACGUUUUCAAUCGCGAUCAUUAUUGUCGAUACAGAUGACGCUUUCCAAACGGAAGUUUCUCAUUAUACAGGUAGGUAGCGACAACCUGCUAUCCGUCAUCGCCCGUACACUUUUUCUGAAUCUGUAUACGCGUAUUGCGGUGCGGCCGGCGAUCUUUGAUCGGGUACAGUGUUAUCGCGGAGAGGCGAACCGCAAAAUUAGAAAAAAAAAAAAAAAAAAAAAAAACCCGAAGAAAAGAGACGCCGCCGCGUUCCCGGGUUUACGUCAAAACAAUAACGCCGACCGCAGCAGAAAAUGUCGCGAGAUUUCACGUACGUACCCGCAGGCCGUUGAUUGGGAGACAGUGGAAAACCGCGAGUACACCUACAACACGCGUUAUACAACAAUGCGCCGCGACCUCGCCACCGCGGGCUAUGCGUUCGCUGUAACACGCAUAUAGUUGACGAUCGGACACAACAACAACGACAAUAAUAACAACAUAAUACCGUAUAAUGUCAAGGGCGACGCAGGGCAUUUAGUUUUUUUUUUUUUUUUUUUUACAUCCGAUUCGUCGCUGCGAGGAUGAGCGAGAUACGAUAAUUACCCGUAUAUCAGCCGCAGCGGUAUCGGGCGCAAGAGCGGAUUAAGCGUAUUAUGAUAUUAUUAUUUUCGGAACAAUGCGUCGCGCGUUCGUCCUGGGCCGUAUACCUAAAUAAUAACGUACGCGUACGGGCGAAUUCGUCCUCGGGAAAUCGCGGUAAAUAACGAUUGUGUGUACAAAGACAAUUUGAAUAAACGGGCGAAUUACGGUGUCAAAAGUAUAGUCGUAGUUUUUUUUUAAUUUUUUUUACUGCAUAUCCCCGUUCGCGUGCGUGGCUAGAAAGUAGUUUGUAAAUAACAAUGCCUUGAAACUAUACUCGCUUCUACAAUAAUAUAUUGUCUCUCGCGUACGUUUUAUAUAAUAUUGCGCAUUUGCGCGAAUAUAGCUAUUAUAUUUAUAUACUAUUAUAGAAGAUGUCAUAUUGUUUUUAUUUUUUCUUUUCGCCGUCAUAAUAAUUAGCCUAGAUUUUGUCAUCGUUAUUUUUUUUUUUUUUUUACUUUGCUACCCGCCUACCGAAUUUGUCGAGGUGUGCAAAUCAUCGUGUAACGAUUAUUACGGAGGAAACAAUCACGCGCGAUCCGCUUAAGCGCAGCGGUAUACGCAGUCUUCGCGGUUAUGCAACGGCCACCAUCGCGUUGUGUAGCACCGAUAAAAAAAAAAAAAAAAAAAAAUUGAAUCAAUCGUUCUGUGCAGCCGGGUCGAUACGGCCCAGAUAACUGGUAUUUAUCCCUCCCGGUAUUAUAACUUUAAUCGUUAUUGUUGUUUAUCUCGUAUAUUAUUAUUAUAUACGUAAUAAAUAAUAAUACACAUAAUAAUAUCGUCCGGUUCGUUGACGUCACGAUUUUUCGUCGGUUAGAAAAAAAAAAAAGAAAAGAGAUCACGACAAAAACAAGCGUGGGUAAUAUUAUUAUUGUGUAUACAUUGUGCCGCGUUCUUUGCUACAGAGUUGAGCCCCUUUAAACCGUUCCGUUUAUGGGUAAACGCGGCCGUUGUAUAUUAUACACGUAAUUCGGUAAAUUAUAGCGAAAAGUGAAAUUAUUAUUAUUGUCAGCCGUCACUCACUACGUACCUAUAUUAUUAUAAUGUGUAGGUAGGAAUGAAUAAUUUCGGAAAAUUAUGAAAAAACAUUCCGAAACGUCUUAUUAUUUAUCUGUCAUGCAGUAGACAUCACGCAUCGUUAUAUUAUUGACCAACGACGACAAUGAUGAUGAUGGUGGCGGUGUUGUAAACCCGAGGAAUGAAUAAAUUAUAAAUAAAAAAAAAAAAAAAAUCGAUCACAUCGGUCGGUCACGUUUUUUUGACAAUCGAUUCAAACUAUAUAAUAUAAUAAUAAUAUAUGCAUAUAGGUACCCACGAUAAAUAGUGUACGAGUAAUGGGUACAUUGUUAGCGGAAUCCUUACAGAUUCGGAACAUUUUUUUUUGCUCCGGAAUUCUGCCGCACGUUCAGGUGUUCGCGUGUUCCGGUAUAACGAUCAUUUCGGACGGGGACCUCUCCACGGAUUGGAAUUAGGCGACGGAAAAAAAAACACGAAAAAAAAAAAAAAGAAAAACAGUUUAAGUCACGAUUCGAUACCGCACGCCGGUUGAAUGCCGCACAUUGUACGCUGCGGAAUAUGAACGGAAACGGUGUUAUAUUUUACGUUCCGACGCGAAAGGGCGGACGAAAACCGCGUAUUUAGGGCCGAACCGAGUUGAAAACUGUAGUAGGUACUUGACUGCCGGACCGGCAAAUAAAUCGUAGAAGUAUAUUUUUGUUCGUUUUCGCGGUCUACUCUUAUGAAAAUGAUUAUAAUAAUGACUAUAGCAUCUAUAUUUCGUGUCUUCCCUUAUGGCUAUUUCAACGCGUGUGUAGGCGCGUAUAGUCAUUGGUUAAUAUAAAAUAUGACAGUAAAAACUCAUUGGACGGUAAUCGUGCACGGUAAUAUUCGAAAUUAUUUUUGACGGAAUAAUAAAUAAUUUAAUGUCGCGUUGUUCUAGGUUGUUUACUUACUACAUACAAUUGUAUCCUAUAAAUGUCGUUUAUUGUUUGAUUAUAAAAUAGUAGAAUAAAUCAGUUUUUUUUUUUUUUAAUUUAGCGAGCAAUCUAUUGGUUUUACUAGGCUUUUUUUUUUUCUGUAAACCACUUUUAUUCCAAAAUCUUGCUUCGAUUUUCAAGUGUAAAGCAUUUUUUUCGGGAGGAAAUUUUGUCUAUUUGAUAUACUGCGAUAUCGGUUUUUGAUUUUCUUAGUACCUACGUUUUUUAAUAAUUAUACAAAUCUGAGGAUAAAACAUAAAAAAAACCUGAAAAUUGUAUGGCAAUAACGUUAGAUAACCGUUUCAUUAUUUUCGAUUUUGUCUUUUGUUAUAAUUCGGUUAAAAAUAAUCGUAGAAACCUGACAUUUUUGCAAAAUACGUAUAGUUUAACCUUUUCUUGACGAAGUAAAAUGUUUAAAACGUUCUGGCUAUUUUCUAGUCAUUUAAAGGCAUUUGAUGUUUUCAAUUUUUUUCAUUUUUAUUAGUUUUUGUGUAAAUAAAAUUGAUUUGGCCACAUGCAAAUUUAACACGAGUUAUAUUAUAAGUUAUACUCAGUAAUAAAAAAAUUAGUGUUAUAUAGUGUUUUUUUUUUUUUUUUUACAUGCAUUUUAAGUAAUUUUUAUAGAAAAUCGUAAAAAUCACUGCAUUCCUAUACUACAUUAUUAACCGAGUUUUACUCAGAAUUGUGUUUUGUUAACUAUUGAUGAUUUAUCGUUGCUAUAGCUAGAAAUAAAUAAGUAACUCUGAGUUUCUUACUUUUCCAACUUACCACCUAUAACAGUGACGGACCCGUUAGCAGUAUUAGAUCUUUUUUUUGGAUAGGUAUAUUUUAAACUAUUCAUUGUUGAUUUACGGUAUCUGUUUAAACUGGACCGAAAACCCCUUUUUAUAGAGUUACAAUUCAAACGAGGAAUAAACAAUUAUUUCGACUACAUUUUCGUAAAUCACUGCACACAAAACGGAUAUUAAAUUAAUUAAAUUUGUUUAACGUACCUAUAAUUUGAUCUCGUGGGGGAAAUAAAAUGGGGAUUCAGACAAUAGAUGAGUUUAGUGUAACCAAUAUUGUUUUGGAAUGAUAAAAAAAAAUUAAAAUGGAUAUUUAUGAUAUUUAUUGUUUUGUCUCUUACUUUGAUAGCAUAACGUUAAAAACUAUAGUGUGAAUCUUACUAAAUAUAAGCACUAUGCGCCGUUUGUAUACCUACGUUAGAACAUUCUACUCAAAAAAUAUAACUAAUUUACAGAGUGUAAUAGCAAUAUUUGACAUUUGUACGUGUCAUAACAAUGCAAAAAUGUCCAAUAGUCCCGUACACCCUGUUUUGUCUAUUUUGAUAAUAGGAUUACCGAUAAUAAAUUAAACUUUGGCAUCUGCAUAGAUUUACAUUUGGCUCAAAAAUGUUAUAAAAUAUGACAACGCAGUUGUAACCAUAUUAUUAUUGUAUUUUAUACUUUAAUCUCCGCAAUUGUAUCGAUUGAUAAAAAAAAAAAAAAACAAUAAAAUAUAUUUAUGUUUUCGUAAUGCCAUUGUCGUGGAACCUAUACUCCUGUACAUAUUUAUUUUAAAUAAUAAGCACACAUUUGUUUUAAAAACGAAAUGUGUUUUGAAUAAAGAAUUCCUAUGCCAUUAUGCCCAGUUACUUACAAUAAUUUAAAUUUGUCAAAAUCAAAUACAUAAUAAUGUGCACGAAUAACAACAUAUACUACUGUUACGAAUUCAGUCAAAAUAAAAGAAUUAAAUCGCAGCGUUAUCUACGAAAAACCAAGUUUUUUCUCUUUAAAUAUUAUGUAACGUAUAAUUUAUAAAUUGUAGACCGUAGACUAUAAAAUUAUGUACUUUGCUAUACCAGAAGGAUUUCCCGUGAUUAAUGGUGGCGAUUAGCAAAUUGAAGUAUACAAUGAACUUCAAUGUCUUAUUAUGGCUAUAUAAUUAAUAGGCGUACCUAGUUAAUACUUAUACCUACAAGAAAAUAAUACGCGAUAAUAGAAUCUCGUAAAAAAAUCUGAUAUUGUACUCGUCAGGAAGUUUAUUUAUUCGUAUUCGACUUUGUUAGAUUGUUUUAGAGUAAUUAUUAGUUUUUGUACGCGCGCAGUUUGUCAAUGAAAACCUUGAUAAUGGAAAAUUACUCGUACACGAUAAUAGUUCCCACUGCACUUCGAAUAAUAGGCACUUACCUACCUACUGUACUACGGUCUUGAAGUUUUAUGACAAUCGAAAAUUAACGAAACCAUAAAAACCUUUUGGACUCUGGUGUCGGUUUUGAAUAGCCAUGUAUAUAAUACACAUCGGAAACACUAAUUAAAACCAUUAUAUGAAAUACAUAAAACCACUGGCUGUAUCGCCCGGCUUGGCCCGUGGACAGAAUUUUAAUGUAAAAUAUUUUUAAUAUUAUUUUAUAUUUCGUUCGGUGACGCGUUAUACGUAUUACGUUAAGAAAUAACUUUUUCCAUUUUUACCUCCGUUUACCCCAUUUUUUAGUGAAAAAAUAAAUACCCACAAAAAUAUCGCUUCUUCGUAAUAUACUCUAUUAUUCCGAAAACCCUUAUAGUCAUAAGGUACUAAUGACUAUCACUAUUGGACGAAUAGUUUCGAAGCCAGUCCGUGACAAAAAUUUCAAUUUUUGCUUUAAAAAGAUAGAUAGUUUUUAUCUUUGUUUGGAAAACGCCACUGCUAGAGUAAUACAAAUAUUACACAACACAUACCUACACUAAUCAUUGUAGUAGUUUACCAAACCUAACCAAGUCAUUACAGUAAUCAUUACAGUUUUUCAUUAGGGAUGUAAACAUUAGAAUCAGACCGAAUUUUCCCUCUAUUUAUAUAGCCUGUUUAUUUUAGGGAAAUUAAAAAUGUAUUAUUUUAUGUUGCAGCGAAAAACUCUUUAGGACAAUGACCGAUCUCGUAAUAUCCGAAGGAUAUGCCGCCGCAGGUUAUGAGUACAUAAAUGUGGAUGACUGUUGGUUGGACUUUGCAAGGUCGUUCGACGGUAGACUGCAACCUGACGCCAAACGUUUCCCCAGAGGAAUGGCCGACCUAUCUGCAUACGUGAGUACAAACACCUAACUAUUUAAUUUGUUCCGUUCCCGAAUCUUAACGUUGACAAUAUAUUUUUAAGUUUGAUGGAAGUAUAGUAUUGUACAUGUGUAAAAUUGAGAUUCAUUGACAAUUUAUAUUUUUCAUAUGACAGCAACAUACAGCAGCUUUGUUGAAAUUUGGCUUUAAAAAACAAAUGUGUUUAUGUAACCAUCUGUGAAACUUACAAUUUAUGUAACGGUACACUCGAUAGAAUCCCCCAUUAUUCCUUAAUUAUUUAUUUAUUUGCCGAAAUCGAACGAUAAACCUAAAAAUCAGUCGGAUUAAUUAUAUAAAUAGACCGUUUAGGGCACAUUAUUAGUGAUGUUAUCGGUUCAGUUGUCCUAGUUAAAUCAGCCAAUAAUACUUAAAUUUAGUAAAAUCAAAACGUGAGAAUUGUGAUUAUAGAAAGAACAUAAAAUAACAAAAAAAGUAUUUGAUCGACAAAAUUAAUAUUGUAUUUUGUAAAAAAAAAAAAAAAUAAUAAUAAUGCUCUGUUAUAAUCACAACGUUUAUUGUUACCUCAUUACAAUCAUUAGCAAUAGUUUAUCAUUGCGUACGCCAUUCAGAUAUAAAUUAAAUUACCCUAAAUUACCUUCCCAACUUCUCAUCUACAACAGUCGCCUACUCAUCGUGUGAAAAUUUUUUAUUAUAUUUAUUAUAACAUAAUUACUUAUUAAAUCACUUUUUUCUCACUUUCUCGGUACACCCAACAUUUUAAGUAUAAAUAGUAAAACAGCUUUACGUUCAUUAUUAUAGAUAUCAAGCUGCGAAAUGGUAAAAAAUAAUUAUAGGGAAAAUUGCAUAAACGAAUAUUAUUAUAAUAUGUUUAAUGCCGACUAAGGUCUGAUCUAAUUCGCUCAGUACAUAUUAUAUUUAAAGUUUUAUGCGGUCUUAAAACUAUAGUUUUAUAAUAUAAUAUAAUAAUAUAUAAUGUAAAAUCGGAUUCAUUAUAUUAUCGUUAAUUCGCAAAGUAGAUUAUUUUAAAGUUUUGAUACGAGUAAUUCCAGUAAUUAUAUAGCUUAUAGCUAGGUUAAUAAAUUAUUCGUAUCUUGUAAAACGUGUUUAAUAAAUAGUCCGAAAACAUGUUAAACUCGUAUAAAAAAAAAAAAUAAAAAAAAAUACAAUCUACACUGGUGAUUGAACCGUAUUAAUAUAUUAUACUAUUUAUUAUUUCCGAGUACCUAUAGGGAAUAUUGUCUAAUGUCUUACGUCACGAUUGUAAUAUUUAUUAAUCAAAUAGGAUAAUGUAAUUUUUAUGAUAACGAUUUUUCGAAAUUACGUAUGUUUCUCGAUUUUCGCGAUAACGCCGAUUAUAAGCUCGCGUUUGCCCACCGUGAUAUUAUUAUUAUUAUUGCUAUCCGCUAAUUGCGGUUUUUUUUUAGGUUCUUUGUUACCUAAGACAUCCGUUACAUGAUUGUACUAAUAACGCCUCUCGCGUGUACUGCGGAGUGCAGCUACAGCGACUGUAAUGUUUAAAAACAAACAAUGCUCGUAUAAUAAUGUGUUGUGACGUACAUACUGCUGUGUGUUUGUAUGUAAAACAAUGAGAAAUUACCAAUUUUCAAAAAGAAACAAAUUAUUAAAUUAUACAAAACAAAAAACUAUUUUAACCAGGACGUGACUAUAAUAAAAUACUCGUAUGCGUAUACGACUAAUUUCAACCAUUUAAAAGAUGACAGUGCUCACAAUAAUAGAUAAUAUGAGCAAGGACGUAUAUUAGGGUCUUCUAAAAUUCAGCGAUGUCCAACCGAAAUGAUAAUAUACAUUCCAAAACUUAACAAUUUAAUAAUAUCUUGCCAACUAUCGUUCCAUCGAAUCCACCAUUCAAUUUUACUACUUUGUCGGACUGAUAUUUCUUAUCAAUUCUUAUUCAUCACGAUUUGAAUUUACGCCAGAGAUAAUGUGUCUGUUAUAUUUGAUAAUAUACUGUAUUUUAUAUUAUUUAUCAUUUAAAUAAUCGCUCAUUUAACAUAGUGGUGUUAAAUUUAAAUUUUUUGUCAGGCUAAUAAAGUAACUCCAAAUAAAUGUAUCUUAAUAAGAAUAUUUGAAUAUACUUUUCCAGAAUUCGAAUAUGUACGAAAAUUACGCAGUAUCGUAUUUUUAAUAUUUUACAAAUGUAUUUGUAUUUUAAAUCGAGUACUCGUUUAAAUAUUUUUUUAGUUUUUUAAAUUAUUUUUUAUAUUUUAAAUUGAAAUACACCGUAUUAAACCAUGUUAAAUGGGUUCAACAUUUUACUUUGUAUUUAGCUUAUAUUUUAUAAAUAAUGGUAUAUUAUCAAAACCAGAAAAUCAAAAAAAAAAAAAAGAACAAUAAAUAAUAAUGUUAACGUCUUCAUACCUAUGCGAUCUAAUAAUACCUAUUGUCUAUUUUUUUUUUCUUGAUAAUGAGUUUUCAGUUGCACUUUAUAGAAGUGGUAUAAUUAUUUUCAAAUUAUUCUGGCAUUUUUUGAGUUACUUUUAACAUUUUUUUAGUAGGUAAUUUAAUUUUGUCAGCGUAUUUUAAUUCCAAAUGAAUGUUAAAAUUCGUCAAAAACAUAAAAAAAAUUGAAAAUAAUUAUGUAGUUACACUAAUAUUAUAAUAUCUUUACUUAUAAUUUUCAAUUUUAAUUUAUCGGAACAUCUUUAUUAAUCGAACUUUAGAGUAAUUUUUCGUUCGCAAUGAUUUAUCGUCGCGUACAGCUGAUAUAAUUCGAGUUAUAUAUUCUAUAUCUUUUCUGCAACUUCCUACCUACAAAAGUGACCCGUCCACGGUGCCAGUAUACUAGAGAGACUAAAUAAUUUUGCAGCUAUAUUAUAAUAAUUAAUAUCAUAUUAGCAUACUGUCCGUUAAUUAUAAAAUAUUGUUAAUAGAGUCUGCAUGUGGCGUAAUGAUAAUAUUAAAAUGAAGUCACCCAUCAAUGACCGGUAUUUCUGUUAUGGCCACACAUUUUUAUUUUAUUUGUAAAUGGGUUAAAUUUUUUAGUUUUAUAAGCCAUAAAUCGUUGUUGUUGUAUUUAUAUUUAUUAAUUCACUGGAUGAUAUUGAUUAUUACAAAAACAGUAAACACAGAUGGUCAUUAAAUAAAAAAGUACAAUUUUUAAUUUUCGAAUUCCGUAAUGUAUCAAGAUUUUGGAAAUUUGAAAUUCAAACUAAGUAGGUACCUACCGGUAAACUUAUAAUGAAUUUACGGUUUGGAUUAGGAUUUAUAUUCAAUAACCGAAGAUAAUAUAUUAAACCGAAUGUUAAUAGAAAAAAUGUCUUUAGGUGGCCAUAUAGAUGCUGAUUCCAUUCUAUAAUAAUACUGUCGAUAAACGAACUCUGCGCAAAAAAAAAAAAAAAAAAAUCAUAAAUAUAGCCAAAACUCCAAUAACAACGAAUUUCUUCUCCGAUAGUCGUUUGCAAUCAUCUUUUUAUAUAUAUAUUUUUUUUUUUACACGGCGGCGUGUUGCUCAACAAUCAUAAUAAUAACAAUUGCACUAGUGCACUACUGCAGCAGCAGCAGGUAUAUAAUAUUAUAAGAUGUUAGAACGAUAUUCACGACGCGUGCACGUGCACGUACACGUUUUGUGGCAAAGUUCAGUGAAACAAAUAAAUAGGUUUAAUAUUAUCAUAACGCGAACGGCUAUUAUUAUACAGGAGUAUUAUAGGUGGCGCAUUGUUUUUUUUUUUUUGCACUCUCUUUCAAUAUAAGUGUAUAUAGGGUGCCUGUACCUACGUAUACGAAUAUAUUAUUAUAUAUUUUACAAAAUAAGGCAACGCUGAAAGCUAUUAUAUAGGCACACCGCGCUCGUGUGCAAAUUGCAUAGAUUUGACGCGAUAAUAUUAUAACUGCAAUAUUAUCUGAUAAGUCUGACUACCUAUAUGUGUACUGAAAAAAUGCAUUAAACACGCAAAUGCAUUAUUGCCGUAGUCGACACGCAUUUAUUUAUAACAAUACACGUUUAUAAAAAUGUUUCUACAUAUUUUAUUAUUGAACUAUUUUCAAUUUUAUUGCCACGCAUGUUGUGUAAAACUUAUUAUCUUAUCUUAUUUAAUAAUGGGGCAGAGGACUCGUAGUUCUAAAAAAACAUUUAAUAUACGAAAGCACUUAUGUAUUUAAAAAGUUGAAACCCUCUAAAAUAUGCACUAAAAAACAUGCUUUAUUUUUAAAUUUAGUUAUAAACAAUAACUUUGUGCUGAUUUAAAUAAUCACAUUAAUAGGUACAUUAUAAUAUUUAUAUCGAUAAAAUUAUUGCCGGAAAAUUAAUUAAAAAGGUGAUCUUAAGCGUUUAUAAAAAAAAAAAACGUGUGCCCAACGAACAGUCAACAAUCAUAAUUAUUAUUAUAAAUGAUACAGAUUAAAAAUUAAUUUAAAUUCAACAAUUUUGGUUAUUAAAUGAAAUAAAAACGUCGACCGAGGAAAUAUUGAACAUGUUUCUCAAAAAGAGUAAAGUAGAAGAGAAAACGGAAAUAACUCGAAACAUGCACUUAUGUGCAAAAUAAAAUUAGAAUUCUAGUUUUGUCCAAACAUAAAAAGUAUUUGGUUUUUACACUGCUACUAUUUGAUUAAUUUCUUGUGUAAAAUAUAUAUUAUGCAAAUGCUACAAGUUCUCUGCCCUACUUAUUAAUUUUUAUAUAAAUAUGAAACGUUUGUUCGCUAAAAUCUCAAGAACUAAUGAAUCGAUUUCCUUUAGCUCCCUCACGUUACCGCGGUGGUCGGCGGUUAUAAGCCACAAACAUUUUCUUUUUUUCUAUUUUUGACGUUUUAAAAUGUCACUUUAUCAUUAUUUUAAAUAUGUACACUGAGUAGUGCAUGCACACUAAAUUCCGUCCAAACGGUCUCGGUUUCGAGUCUCAAACACAAUAUUUGUUUUUUUUUGCAUUUUUUGAAUUUUCUGGAUUUUAUUACUUAUUUGUUUACAUUAUUUUUCAUGGUGAUUAUUAAGAUUUUUUUCUCGAUAACUAGCGUACUUUACCGCUGUAAUUAUUACAAGAUAUUUUUUGUCCCGGUAGUACGGUUUUGUAAGGAAAAUACGGAUACACGGAAUUAAAAAAAAAAAAUGUUUUUCGUUUAAUAUUGUGCACGGUCCAGACAACUAGACAGCAAGACAGAAAUUAUAAUAAUAUUAUUACUUGUAUAAAAUAUACAAAGUAAUUCCCCCCCCCCGUUUUCUUUAUAGCGACCGUCACAGUCAAUAUGCGAGCGUUUUAGAUAAAUUAAAAACUAAAAAAAACACAAAAAAAUGUUCUUGUGAAAUUGGUGGGUACUCGUAUAUUACGUUUAAAUAAAGUAGGUAGUUCUUUUUAAACUGUAUUGUAGACCAUAUUAUAUAUUUAUGUAGGUAUCAGGUUACAAACUUUUACUCUGGCGCGUGCACCACAAUAUUAUGACUUUUUAAACACAACACGACGGCGAUAACGUUCAUAAUAUUAUGUAAACACACCGGAUAAAUGCGCAGAAAUAAAAUAUAAUUAUAUCUAGAAAACAUUUGUACUUCAGAUAAGAACCAAUUAUUGAUCUGCUACGCGUAUUAUAAUUCCGUCGCCAGCGAGUCAUUAAAGUAAUAAUUUGUAAGUGAAAUUACCAAGUCAGCUGUUCAAUCUAAUAUACUUAAUUUGUUAAUUGAUUAAACAAUAUUAUUGAAAGAAAAACGAACAUCAAUAAAAAAAUCGCUUACCGAAAUAGCUGUAGUGACGAAAACGUUAAAAUAAUAAAUAAUAUUAAACAAAGAGCUGAUGCUACUGAUGGGUGCGGCGCCACUGUUGUAGGUAAACAACGAUAAAUCAUUGUUAACAAAAAACGAUUUUGGGUGAAGUUCGAUUACAAUAUACAUGAUUUGAAAGGCCGUAAAUGUUUACGAUUCAUAUGAAAGUUUGAUCUUAAUGUGAAAAAAGACUACUUAACUCUUUGUCUAUUAUUAAACCACUGAGUAAAACUGAAAAUAAAACCCCUGUUAAAUUGUCAAGCGUUUCUGUUUGGUAAAACAAUUAUACUAUCCACAUUAGUACCUAUUAAAUAAAUGUAGUAAAAUAACACGUGAACAUGAAAUACAUAUAGAUAGCUUAAAAAUCAAAAUAUUACGUUUAUAAAAGGCAAAUAAAACUUUUUUGUCGAAAAUUACGAGUAUCUAUAAAUAUUUUUAACUGAAUUACAAUAAAGUAUCAAAAUUGAAAAUAAUGAAACUAUUAUGAAACUUCACUGCUCUUUCUGCGUGUUUUCUCGGUUUACUCAAUUAUUAUCAAAAAACAACUUAUUGACCAACUAGGUUACAAAUCUAACAAAAAAAAAAAAUUUCCUGUCGUUUUUCUGUUGGUGCAUUAUUUCUGCUAGAAAACAUAGUGCGUACAAAUUAAAAAAAAAAUAAUGAAAUCGGCAACGUCGCGGUGCGUCGUAAAUAUUUACCAUUUUUUCCUAUAAUUUUGUUUCUGUUUAUUCCCAAUUAUUUUAUAAACCCCUUAAGAAAAUCGAAAAAUUAUCACCUUUUUAAUGCGCCUUUUCAUUCAAUUUUUCUGCGAGUGUAUUUCAAUGUAAUAUUAUAUUACCCAAACACAGUGGCGCAAUCACCGGAGUGGAUAGCGAUACCUAAAAUCGGGGCCCCAAGGCCCAAAAUGGGUCCUAUAUUAUAGUUGUAAACUGGGAGGGUAUUUUUAACGCAAUAGAUUCAAAUCAAAUCUACGAUCGUUUAUCAUAAAUCGUAAACCAUAAACUAUUUAUUUCUAAUUUAUAUUGUGUGAUUUUUGUGUUAUUCAUUGUUAUGACUUAACCGUGUAACAUGUAUAUAUUAUUAUUCCGCUGAUAAUAAAUAAAAAUUGAGUAGCGCAUUUGAUUAAAAGUAGUCAAUAUUAAAAAAAAAUACUUCCAAGAAUAGGACCUACCUUAUCAUCUGGGCCCCAAUCGCCUAGUUGCGCCACGGCCCAAACAUGAUUAUAAAAAAAAAAAACAAUAACAAAAACAUUACGAUUUAUUACAACUAUAGUUAAUUGUGUUGUCCUUUGAACGAGGUUAACUAAAAAUAAUAGAAAAAUGUAUAGUGGACCAUAACGGCGAAACAUUAAUUUUUGUUUAUACCGAAACUCGAAAGGUUAUACUCGUAUUCUUAUAUUAGACAAAAGUAUAUCUGGAUGGCAGUAUACCAUUAGCGCUAUGUUAUCGUGCUCAUAAUAACAACAAUAUUUUUACUUUCGUAAUGCGCCGUAAAUGUCCGCGAUGCACCUAUACAUUAAUAUCAUUAUCGCAGCGCUGUUCGAUUAUUCCGUACACACCGAAGUAUACGGUGAAGUCUGGAAAGUAAUCAUCAUUCGGUCGAGCCGAAAUUAAGUUUAAACGGUCCGUUCCAAAUCGCGCGUUGUAUUUCGUAUUAUAGAAUAUAAUUUUGAUUAUUGCGCAAUACAAUCUAAGACCGUUCACGGUUUUUCGGUUUUUCGGUUUUUUUUAAUACCUACGUACGUCUUAAGUAUAUCUACCUACUAUGUAUAUACGAACACAAUACGAUUACCCACCGUACAAGUCAUGAUCCUGUCAUAUUUAAGAAAAAACAUUAUGAUAAAAUUAAAAAAAAAAAAACAAAAAAAUCACGUUCCGUCGUCGUUAAAAUGUAAACACAGCAGUGGUCCAUUUGUCUACGCUGGUAGGUUACCUAGUGUUAUCUAGAUGGGUAUAUAUUUCCAUAUUAUCUAUGUAAAUAAGAACUAAGUUAUCUAAGGUAAAUAAUAUAAUAACAGCUAAACUACGUAGUUUAUAUAUUAUACUAUAUUAAUAUAUACGAGUAGUUAAAUAAAUACAUUUAUUAAUUUUUCGUCAAUUACGCUACCUUUUUGAUAUUGUGGACGGUGUAUACGCUUUUAUACUACUUUUAGCAUAUGUGUUACGUGGUACAAAAUCGUGUAUUUUUUCGCUAAUCUAGAUACAAAGUCUCUGAUUUUUAUCUUUAUCUAGACAAUAAUUAUCCGCAGUGAUUGUCUCUUAUCGUUAUCUUAAUAUGUUUAAAUUAUUUUCCAUGCAACACGCGGUAAUACCUGCGCGCGCACGGCGCGACGUGAAACACAUAAAAUGCGUACUCAGGUUUGCGCACUUGCAGCCGAUGUCGUUGUUUAAUGUAAUACAAACACAAUAAUAGUGAAAGUUUUGCGGACAUAACAUAUUGAUGUUAAUGAUUUAUGAGGUACUCUCGAUAAUUUUAAUUUAUUCGUAAAAUGUAUUCCCCGGCAGCAUACGGUAUUGCGGUAUUAUGCGUACGCCUUGCUAAUUUACUGUGCACGAAUAUUUAUGUUUACGUGUCAAUGACGCUAUAAACGUUCAUAAUAGACGCUUAAUAUAAGAUGAUAAAUGUGAUGACGGUCGUCAAACGAAAACGCGCCGUUACACAUUAUUUUAUUGAAAUACUACGCGCGCGGGAAUUAAAAAAUUAAAACACGGAAACCCAAUAAAUCGAAAUUGAACUCGCUCGUGGCAUCUUAGUAUUUACUAAGCGGGGAAUUCAAUGGUUUAACUAUUGCGAUAAGUUUUUUUUUUUUUUUCUUCUGUGUUCUUAAUAAUAAAUGUUUAAUUUGUGUUGAUUUCUGGGUUACCCCCAGGAAAUCCUUCCUGUCCACUUCCCUCUCAGAUUAACGGCACAUCUGUCAGCCUUUUUAAUAAAAAUUGUUUUUAUUUUAAAUAGGUGCACUCCAGAGGAUUGAAGUUCGGCAUUUACGAGGACUACGGUAAUUUCACGUGCGCUGGAUACCCGGGAAUCUUGGGAUCGCUGGAACUGGACGCGUUCACGUUCGCCGAAUGGAACGUGGAUUUCGUCAAAUUGGACGGAUGUUACUCGCUUCCCAAAGACAUGGACGCGGGUUACAGUGAAUUCGGUUAUCACCUGAACAAGACCGGCAGACCGAUGGUGUACUCAUGCAGUUGGCCGGUUUACCAGACGUACGCGGGUCUACAAGUAAGUGAAACACUCCCCGGGAGGGAGGCUAAUAAAGAACAGAUGAAAACGGUUCGGUAAUAUUAUAAGUGUUUUGGACCAAAACCACCGAUUUAGAGUAUUUGUUUACAAUAAAAAAAAUACUGCAUGUAACACAGAAAAAACUAUUGUGUGGAAUAUUUUGUAAAGUGUUGUAUUAAAAACUAUUUAAGGGGGUUGAAAACGGUUUACCGAAUUUCCCUAAUUUUGAAAAUGAUUUUUUAUCUUUUAAUAGCCACCUAUUAGAAUUUUCCAUUAGUUUAGUGUCCGAUGCCCUGUUAAGGUGAAGGUAUACACAUUUAUAGACGCGUUUAUAGACGAACAUGAUGGUUUAGAUCAAUAAAUUAAAAUAAAAUUCACCGCUACCGCUCACCCGAUUUUAAAUUUGAAGUCAUAUUUGAAUUCUUUGGUUUAGUUUGUUUUAUGUUUUGUAGGAAACAUUUGUUUGCUUUUCAUUAUUUGAAUUCAUUUAGUUAAACUAGUUAAUAUACAAGAUGAGUUUAACGGUUUACCUUAAAAAUAAAUUCGCACCUAUUUAAGUGUCACAAAACGAAAAAAUGAAAAUUUUGUUUGAAAUGUAUGAAAAAAUGAAUUACUCCCGACCUCCUAAAUAUAAAUUCGUAUUCGUAAUAUGUUAUACUAAGGGGACGUGGUACCCGCAUGUGCUGUCUCCCUACAACCGCGCGACAUGGAAAAUUUUCGGUCAUCAAGGACAACUCUGUGUCGGAAUGUCUAAUAUUUGAUUGUAUUAUCAGACUUACAGAUAAGACCAUUAUCAUUGUCGCGUAGUAGUGUUUGAUCGUAAUUUUGAUUUUUCUAGCGAAAUAUAAGCUUUUUUCAAAUCGUGAUACUCACACACUCAAAACAAUAAAACAGCUGACACAGAUAACGUUCUCGUAUUCAAGUGUGACGGCAUUACGCCGAUUCGCUGUCUAAUAUCAAAACUCAAAUCACAGAUUGGUCUCCACCGAACGGAAAUGUGCUAUACGUCGAGCGGCGGUAAGACGGAGACAGCGCAUAACGGGUGCAUAACGUACUGCUGAUUGAUUGUAACGAGACCCGUAAGAGUUACGAACUAAUAGUCUAAAAAUUAAAAAAUACAUAAAGUUUUUUCCGGUACACAAAAAAAAAAUAAAAAAAUAAAUAUCGUUUCGGACGGUGCGACCGCCGCGUAUUACAACCCGGUCACAUUACCGAGGUAACCGAUUACGAAUCGCCGUGGUCGCGGCCGGUUCGUACCUGUGCAGUCCGGUUGUUUGCGUUUUUUUUUUUUUUUCUUUUCCGGCAAUACGGUUUUUAACGACCGGGCUCAAUAACCCAAUGUCCCUCGGGGCGGGACAACCGCCGCCCUGCCCCCGAGCGGUCGUCAUAAUAUUCAUAAUAAUAUUAUAACCGUGUAACACUCGUCACUUGCAUAUUAUUAACGUGCGUAUAAUGUUAUGAGUACCGAUAGAAAGUUCGUUUUUUUAUAAAGGAAGUUUCGUCGUUGUCGCGUAUCGUUUUUUUUUUUUUUUUUUUAUUCAUACACAUGUACAAGUAUAUAAAUGCCGCGUGUUACGUAACGGACCUAACCGUGGAAAUCCGUUCGAAAUCCAAACGGGCCGCGGCGCCGUUUUCGCUAUACGACAAAAUAACGCGCGCAAUCAUCGACAUAACAAUGUUUUUACAUAAUAACGUAUUUUCGGCGCGGUCUGGAACAAUCGUUAUUACCAUUCGAUCGCGCGUUUUAACUAUCAGCGAAAACCGUUCGGUUUUUCGAAAUCGAAUCGCACAGGCAGGCGCUUUACACCGUACCCGUUAUCCUUUACAAGCCGGUUUUCACGAUAAUUUUUCCGGCGAAAUCGAACAAGUUCGUCAGUUGCGGGUGUCGUUAUUAUCCGUAAUGAUAUUUCCGUUGCGCGGCCGCCGUCUAGUCGACACGAUUGUUUUUGUAAAACCGUAUCGCUUUCCCGGCCGCAUAAACUUUUCGUCGAUCCGCGUACCGUUAUAAUGCCAAACGAGUAGGCCGACAUGAUUUUCCCCGCCGGCGGACGACAACACAUCCCAAAUUCGACGGUUGCCAACCAAAAGCCGGCGGUGCCGCGAGUUCAUAUCGCGAGCGAUCCCAGCGAGGUUAUUUGGCCCGCCUACCUGCUCACCCAUUUAUCGAUAAAAUAUAUCCCCCCCCCUUUUGUUUAUAACAUAAAUAAAUGUAGUAAUGUAACGAUUAACUUUUAUUUGCUGUCGUUAUAAAAUAAAUGACAUUUUGCAAAAAAAAAAAUAAACUUAAUUCAACUGAUUUUAUUUCAAGAACCUACUUCCUGUUCAUUUGUCGUACGCCUUCCUACCCGACGCUAUAACGGAUUAGGAAAAUUAUAUUAGACGAUUUUUUAUAGAUAUUUGCGCGCUUAACAGUUAAAAUUCGAUACGUUUUUUGUGAUAUAUGCUAUAGAUUUGGAAAUAAAUUGAAAAAAUAAAAACCAAGAAAACGUGAACGGCGUUUAAAAAUGGCCAUAAUGUUCAUUUUGAUAAUCGCUACAUGUACAAAUAAAUUUUUUUGGGGAUUCGUAGAAAUAUUUACAGGAUAAGUUUAUGCGGUUAUAUGCGUUUAUAUGCACCGAGAAAACCGUUUCUCGGCGCCCUCUACGCGUACGGCCUUUCGGGGUGUUCCGGCGUCGACGGUGACAAAAUCGUUCGUAGAUGGCGCCUCGGGUUUCGCCACAAAUAGUACAUAUUUAAUUAAAAUUGUGAAAAUGUAUUUAUUUUAUUUUUUUUUUUUGCCUUAGCCCAAUUACUCGGCCAUCACCCAAAGAUGCAACUUGUGGCGAAACUUUGACGACAUCCAAGACUCGUGGGCUAGCGUGGAGAGCAUAAUCGAUUAUUACGGUGACAAUCAAGACAUUAUCGCGGCCAACGCGGCUCCCGGACACUGGAAUGACCCAGACAUGGUAUUAUUUUUUUUCGCAACAUUUAUUAUAGUAUCGAGAUUAUGUUUGUAAAACGGAUGAUUUAGCAAAAGAUCACACGAGUGACGAGUGCCGAAAUCAACCGUCUCGUCACACACCGACAUCACCGUUUUUCGAAACGGUUUUUUCCACAUUUUAUUAUUAUUAUUAUUAUUAUUAUUAUUUUUUUUUUUUUAAUAAUCAUCCGCUAUUAUUAAAAACGUAUAUAAUAUGUGGACCUACACGGAAAAAUGUACACUGAAAUCUAUUACUAUACACAGAAUUCAACAUUGUUCGUGUAAGUAUUCCAAUAUUUAUAAUUUCUCAUGAUUUUGGUUUAUUUUAUUUUUAGUAAAUGACAAAUCGUAUGCACAUAAUUGCACAUGUAUCGUGCGAAUUGUAUAAUACAGUAUAAUAUGUCGAUACGGCAUAGUAAUAUUCCAGCAACCAGGGCUGUGAGUUGGACGCACUGAAAACAAUCUUUAAAAUAGCACUAAAAAUCCAAAAAAACAAGUAACUCAAAAUUAAAACGAAAUACCAAUCAAUUUAAAAAGCAAUAUUUUACUAAAAAACUAAGAGUACUAAGAAAGGUAAGAAACAAUAUGCUGCCCAAAUUCACAGUCCUAAAUAUUAUUGUUACUGUAAUACGUGCCGGUGUUUAUUGACCCCCGCGAUGUUCGACUUGCGAAUGUCUACUCUCGGCCAAAUAAUACAUAUCCAUUGAAAUUUUACCCAUACGCAUUUCCGAAGGGGAAAUAAUUUCUUUGGGGAAAAUUUACCAAGACAAUGGAGGUGGGGUCGACAAUAUUCAUCAGUGAAAUUAAAUAUUACGAGGGUAAAUUUUCUCCGGUUGCUCCGGUUCUGCAUUGUUUAUAUUAACCGUAUUACGUCGCUGUCGUCGUGUGAUGUUCUGUAAUUCGCAGACAUUUAAAAAAAAAAAAAAAAAAAAUCAAAUACAAAAAUUCGACGACUGAAAAAAAAAUAAAUAAAUUUUUACUAUUUCUCUUCGACACGAUGUUUUCGCAGUUGAUUAUCGGUAACUACGGUUUGAGUUACGAACAGAGCAAGGUGCAAAUGGCCAUAUGGGCAAUACUCGCCGCCCCGUUGCUCAUGUCGACCGAUCUGCGGACGAUCAGACCCGAGUACAAGGCGAUUUUGCAGAACAAAAAAAUCAUAGCCAUCGACCAGGACAAGUUGGGAAUCCAAGGACGAAGGAUAUACAAGGUCAGUAUUUUCACGCGUAUAUCAUACUACAAUAUUAGUCCAUUAAAUUGCCAUUGUUACUCUGUUACAUGGGAACAUUUUUUACCAAACUAUUAUACAGUCAACUUGAUAUAAACUUACCGACGUAUUAUCAGAAUGCGUAAUAUUAAUGAAUACUCGAGUAUAUAAUUAUUGUUAUUAUUAUUAUAUUUUUUUAACACGUAUGACGUAAAAACUUGAAUGUACUAUUAUAUAGGAGUGUCGGUUUUUUACAAUAUUAUUGCACAAAAUUGUUUUUCUCACGGAAUCGUUUAAAAGACACCAGAGGUGAAAGCUUAUAUUAUAAAUAUAUUAACUUAAAAAUUUCACUUACCUAAAAUGUAUUAAAACAAUUCUUAUAACAAAAUCGCUGGUAAACAUUUAAUUAGAUAUAAGAACCUAUUCAGAAUUAUGGUAUGUUAUAUUAUGUUUUCAAAAAUUCAUUGCAUAUCAUUGGAAAAAAAAAAAAAAACACUAAAAUCGAAACAAAAAUAAACAAAAAAUAUACAAUAUUUCAACACUUGUUUCCCAGUACACGACUUUUUUUUAUAUGCAAUAUUUUCUAAAUCUGGUUUUGGAAAAUCAAUUUUUUGUUGGUUAGUCGUACAUUCAUAUGAUACUCUAAAAAUUUAAUUUUACGCACACAACUAUAACUAAAUUACCCGGCAUUUGCCGGGCACAAUCCUUUCAAAAAUAGAAAUCAAUAAAAGAAAUUCAAUUUAACGCGUCUCUCCAUAUUAUCCACCCAAUCUCUAUCACAGAAAAGUUAAUCGUUGUUGCAAUCGGUAACAUUUAUCUUUCAAAAGGAGUACCUAUACCUGUCUGUGACAACCAAAUUAAAUAACAAUAACUGUUUUUUCAUCUUUGUCGCCAAGGUAACUCAUAAAUCAACAAAACGAAUUAAAUGUUCGUUCCCCUUCAUCUUGUUUUAAAUUUCGAGUGCGCACAGUGUCAUCAAAAUCGAAAUACAACUUUGCUGCAGAUUUGUGUAGCGGACAUGCAUACAUACAGAAUUUCGAUUUUAUAUAUGUGGUACUAUAAUUUUCAAAAAUUAUAUUUAAGAAAAAUAAUAACAAUACUCGUGUAGGUGCGAAAUUAUAGGUGAGAGCACCGUGUUCGUCUGAUUUUCUAAUAAACACCCUGUAAACGCAUCACUUCGAAUUUGAAGAGUACGAUUUUAAAAUUAUUAUUAACGAAUCGUCAGUAACAAUGUAGUAAACGCACUACGAUGACGAUUAUGUAUAGAAAAUAUAAAUUAAAUUUAUUUUGACAUAAUAUAAACGAAUCGUUUUUUUUGAAUUGAUUAACAAUCGGGUAUUAUGAAAGUAAUGUUGUAAAGUGUGUUAAUUAAACAAUAAACGUCCCGUAAGUAUUGCCCACCGAAGAAUUAAUUGAUAAUCAACAACGACAAUAAUAAUAUACAAAAUAACUCAUCGAAGAAUAGGUCUCGCUGAAAGCGCAAUGGUGAGCUCGGCGAUUAUAUUAUUAUCUAUACAAACAGCCUGCGCCACAUUCGUUACUCGACCUAUAUUUCUAAUCGCUAUUAUUUGUUAAGCGCAUUUAUUAAACACUCGUGAAUGGUUGUCCUCAGAAAAAAUAAAAAAAUAAACUUUAAAAAAUCAUUUGUUAUUAAUUAAAACACCGAAAAAGCGAUUUCAAAGUAAAAAAUAGCCAUAAAAUCAAAAUAAAAUAUGCUCACACGGAGACAAUUUUAUUUUCAUGAUGGUGGUCGAUCAAUUUAUUCUUCUGUUGUUUUGUGUACCUUUGUGCUGAACUAAUUGCGUCGAGUAUUAUUUAUUAUCUUUUAAUAAAAUAUUACGAAACUUUUUACAAGAAUCGUUUUUAAAAUUUGGCCAUUACUUAUUAUGUACACGGUGUGUAAUGAAAUAUACCCGUAGAAUGGUCAAAACAAUAACCCACAGAUACCAUUGUAAAGUAGACUUUGUUGAAUAAUGUCCCCGUAGUGUGAUAAAGACGUCAAAUAGAUUUCAAGUUAUACAUUAACAGUAAUGGGGAAAACGGGAUUAAUACAGGACAGACUUGAAAAAAAAAAAAAAAACUGAACAAAAUGCGUCCCGUUUAAUUUUCGUCGGGACCACGGGACGAAAAGUUGAAAAACAGAACAAUCCCGUAUAAUACGGGACGUACGGUCAUCCCACACUACUAUCUACUCGUAUCUAUACUACAGUCUAGUACUCUUGUUCUAGUAAGUCUCCUACACGGAUUUAACCUAACCGAAAAACGGAAUAAAUAAAAACAACAUUUAAUGUAAAAUUACAAUAAUUUUGUUCCUAAUACUGAUUACAUGAAUUCUUUGUGUUUAUGCAGCACAAGGGCAUCGAGAUAUGGGCCCGGCCGGUGACCCCGAUCUACGAAAAUUACUUCUCGUACGCCCUCGCGUUCGUCAACCGCAGGACCGAUGGUACGCCGUCCGAUGUGGCCGUCGCGUUGCACGAAAUGGGACUACUGUCCAACACCGGAUACCGGAUUCAAGUAAUUAACAUAUGCUUCUGAGACGGCGUGAAUUUAUAUUAGGGACGAGAAGUUGUGUAAAAUACACGCGAGUGGAACGGCGAACGCAAUACCGUUUCCAAACUCGUUCGAAUAGACAACACGAUUCUGAGCGAAGCGAAAAAAUUAAAUAGUAAAAACGCACAUCAUCAGUAAAACUAACAGAUAUUUUACAAUGAUGUGCGUUUUUACUAUUUAAUUUUUUCUGCCUGUGAACAAUUUUCUACCAGAAAUCUUACUACCCCGGUCAUCAACAUCAGUAGUGGUUCCUAAUUGAUACAGUAAUCUAUAGCUGGUGUAUUCAGGGGGUGAUUUUUUUCAAUUUUCCAUGCAGUUUUCCUAAUAAUCGGGGAAAACAAAGAUAAUUUGCAUAAUAACAUUUUAUGUUAUUUUUAUUAUUAUUAUUAUUAUUUUUUAUGUAAUCCAGUAAGAAAUAAUCUUAAGAGACUUAAAAUUAUACGUAAUUGCCGGGUAAUUAUUCGAUUAGGUUAGGUCAUAACCAAUGAAUGCUAGAUUGCUACCGAAUGCUUAGAUUAGCACUUUCUGGACUUGGUAGAAUUUUUUUAUUUAUGGUACAGAUCAGUGGCGGUCAAAUGAUUUUGUUAUGGAGGGGAGGGGAGAUAUUUUUUUAAAACUAUUAUUAUUUACAUAAUAUAUAAGAUAUAAUACAAUAUAUACAAAGUGUCCCACGAAGAUAUACCCAUUGCAAUAUCUUUUGAGAUAAUAAAGAUAAUAAAAUUCUGUUUUUUUGUUUUUUAUUACCCGAAGAAUAAGGACUACAAAUAUUUAUACUUGAAUUCAAUUUUUAUGCUUUGGUAAAAAAAUUAAAUAAAUAACUUUUUAUUUUAUUAUUUUCGAACAAUUUGAAAAUGACCACUUUAUAGUUUAUAUUUUUUAAACGUUGACAUUUCAACUUUUUAUUUUCAUUAAAUUCGUGAUUUUUAAUAUAUUUUUAAAGUUUAAAGAAAAGUACCUACAAUUAUGCAGCAGGCUAUAAUUGCAUUCGCUAAUUGAUUAUUAUUACUAUUAUGGCUAACUAACUGUACAUUUUUUUUUCUAGAUUAUAAAAAUUAUUAAAAAUCACGAAUUUAAUUAAAAUAAAAAGUUGAUACGUCAAAAUAUGUGCAAAAGAAUAAACUCUAUAAAAUUAAUAUUUUCAAAUUUGUCGAAAAUAAUACAAUAAAAACAUAUUUUUAAAAGUAUUUUACCAAAAUCAAUUAAAAUAUUUGUAUUCGUUAUUCCUGUGAGUAAUACGAAAACAAAAACACAAUUUCAUAAUUUGUAUUAUCUCCGGAGAUAAUAUAAUGGGUAUACUUCCGUUGGACAUCCUAUUAAUAUUAAAUUAUUAUAAAUAUUUAAGAAAUCUGAGGUAAUGCGGAAAUAUAUCCCCUUAUUCCCAUGUUUAACCACCCCUGUACAGAUAUAUUUGUUAUUUGUUUUGUUCAAUGCUUGUUUAUUUUUUUUUGACGUUGAGACUGCAUAGUAGCGGAAUCAGAAUUAAUCGGCGGUCCAACUUACUUUCAUUGUUAUAUAUAGUCACUUUAAAGUUUCGUAUUACGUAUGGUCGUGGUUCAUUGUUAUUUAUUAUUCUAUGCUGACAUCUGUUAUCGUGAGAGUUGCACGAUAUAGUUACUGCCGUUGGCCGAGUAACAAGAAAGUUAAUACGCACGAAACCAUAAAAACUUCAAUUUGAUACGUUAUCUUCGAAAUAAAAUGCCCUACCGCAUUCUAAUUUCACUGUGAUUUUAGAUUCUGAGCGAAGCGUUGGUUUUACAAUGACGUCUGAUAUAUAUUUUAUUUUUCUUUAUAUACCGGUUACAAAAUUACUAACAGAAAUCUUGCUCCGAUUCAGAAACACCUUUUCUGAAAGGCAAUUUUCCUUUCGAACAAUUUGAGGUUUCCGGUGUCUAAAACUAUAGAGAUGUCCAUUAAACGGAUUUUCAGGUCGUCCGGCUAUUGAUAAGCGUAGACAAACGUGUUAUACUUCUCGUUACCUAACUUAAUUUUAUCUAAUACCGAUAAGGUUUAUAUUUAUUUUUAAUUUGUUUGUCCACAGGAUUUAUACGAAGACGUCGACUAUGGUGUACUAUCCCCGCAUACUAAGAUCAAGGUCAAAGUGAACCCCACUGGUGAGCACUCGGAUUUUUUUUUUAGUAUAUAUAUAUAUAUAUAUAUUUAAAAAAAAUAAUGACUUAGUGGUUUUAUUAUAAAGUGUGUGGGUUUUUUUUCUGUUCGCUAACACGAUUUCGACUAGAACACUCCAAACAAAAACCAUAUCAAAAAGGGUUUCUGGUAUACCAUUCUUAAACAAAUUAGAUAUGUAUUAGGGAAGUAAAUUUUUUUUAAUUUCUAGACUUUUUUUUGAUAAUAGAGAAGAACUGGUUAUAAAAAAAUGACGAUACACCGGUUUUGGACAAAAACUAUGACGUAUAGAGAUUUGAAAUUAUGAUCAUGGAUUAGGUUAGGAUUAGGUAAGGAUUUGUAUAUUUCCAUUUUUACAUGGACGCUCGCACAGUGACAUUUGAAUUUCGUGAUUUAUUGGUUUCCGGUUUUUGUUUAUAUACAACCACGGCAACUGGUUUACACUAAAAUAGUCGAAUUUUCCUAUACCAUUCUACCUCAUCCACAGAUUUGUCAUCUCUUCGCCUAAACAACAAUGUGGUAAACGAGUAUACAUUUUUUUUUUUUUCGAAUCCGUAUCCGACAGUGAUACGGAUAUUACCGUCGCACUUUGUGCGUCUCAAAGCAUGAAAUAUAAUGACAUUAAAACUGUAUAGUGCGUAGAAUCGUGUAAUGCACGGAUAGAGCCGUCGUCGUCGGGUAACUCGUCCGCGGGAAUUCUUUCCGAACGAACCGAGUCAACGACGCCGCGAAUUAUCACCGCGUAUUUUCUCCGUGAACAGGGGGGAAGGGGGGGGGUCAUGCAGGUCACUUGUCUUAUUCUCUCUCUCUCUCUCUCUCACUCAUUCUCUGGACCACAUUGUUUUCUCUUUUCGGGACGGUUCCCAAAAUACGCGCGUGUAUAGUCUUCGUUUUGGCCAGUCAUCGCCGUUUUAUUACCUUUUUUUGUUUUUUUUAUUAUUUCAAUCUAUUCAUAAAUAUCAUACGAAAUUCCCUUUGUUGUUUCCGUUUUCCGUCGACGCGUACCUGUAACACGUACAAUAAUGGCGUCAUGUCAAAUCCAUCUUGUCGUCGACAUGAUCUCGCGAUGACGGCGACGAUGACAACGUGCAGUUCAGAGAUAUAAUAAUAUAAUGUGUACAGACUCGUAUAGAGAUCACUUCGUACACAAUAUUUUUCAUCGUAUUUUCAUUGUUUUGCGUUAGAACGUUUUCCGUACGCGUUUCCUGUUUUUUCUCUACGCGAUUACUACACAAUAGACAAUAUAUGCGGCACAUCAACACGCGCGCUAAUAAUAAUUACGGAGUACUUGAUGGUACAUGUAUAAAAAAAAAAAAAUGCCGCAUGUAGAAUAAUACUCACGAUUUCGAUUUGUACAUUUUUAGAUUCUGAGUGGAGCGGAGAAGCUCGUGGUUUUACAAAGAUGUUUUUUUUUGUUUUUUAACCUGUGCGCAACUUUUCUACCAGAAGACUUGCUCGAAUUUCUACGUGUAGCACUUUUUCUGAAAGGAAAUUGGCGUGGGGAAGUACUUUAAGAAAGUUAUUUUUCGAUUUUUUCAAUAGUUUUCUCAUCAAAUUUGAAAAGCCGAAAAUAAACGGGAAAAUAUAAGAAAUGUAGGUAUUAGUUAAAAUAUAUUACGGCCUUCUUUUUUUCUAUGCACAACUUUUUUGCCAGCAAUUUUGCUCCAAAUUUUAAUGAUAGCAACGUUUCUAUAAGGAAAUUUCACUAGCGAGGUACUUUAUAGUGGUAAUUUUUCGAUUUUCCCAAGAGUUUUCCCAGAAAAUGUAAAAAACCGGGAUAAAACAUAGGAAAGCUGGGAAAAUCGGUACAAAAUUAAAUAUAUAUUAUUAAAAGAAAUACAUAAAGCCUAUUUAAUUAUUUUACUAUAAAAUGAGAUAUAUAUAUAUAUUGUUAACAAAGUAUCACUAUCAAAUGAACUCCGCUCUCAGAAUCGUUUUUUCGUAAACAAUGGUUUAUUGUUGUUUACAGAUAUACAUUAAAUUAUCUAUAACAGUGGCUACACCCGUCCCCAUUAUCAUUGGACGUCUUUUUAACUAUUAUUUUUCCGUCGCGACACCCACAAAAUGAUGUGCAGGCGCGUCGUUACACGAUCGUCGUUUUACACAAUAGUAUACCCGUAAUAUAAUCCGACUAAAUAAGAAAUUGAUAAUAUUUUAAUUUUUGACGACCAUUCCGAACGCAUUCUGCAUUACUGCAUCCGGUUCUGGACCCCUCGAUCGCUUUGGUCGUAUCGACGUAUCGACAAACGAGUACACGCGUUAUCAGUCCCGAAAUUUAAGCCGAAAUAUAAAUCCCGAUUUAAUACGCGAAAACACGUCGGGUAGGUCUCAGGGAGAAAAAAAAUCAACAAAAGGUAUGCGUCGGAAUCGAACCCGGUAACAUUGACUAAAACGGUCACUGCAUUAAUCCACUGAUGCACCAUCGAAACGUUUUGGUUGUGUGAUUUGUUCAGGUACACAUAUUUAAAACACAAUCAAACAAUUCAUAACGAAUGACCGGGUCUGGAACAAGGUACUGUGUGAUGAUUAGGGCUCGGGGCAUAUUGUACUUAAAAUCCACAAAAAACCACUGAAAAACGUCAAAAAAGCUUUGACAAAAGCACUUGAAAAAUAUUUAAAAAAGCAAAAACGGUAGAAGGUUUAAAUGUUUCCCCUCUAACGGAUUUAACUUAUCUAAUACAAUUUUCUAACACUACAAAACUAAAAAUUGACCCUAAAUUAUUUUUUUUUAAAUACAUAUAAUUUUAUUCAAACAAAAUAAUAUUUUGUUAAUAAUUUGUGUCAUGUUAGAAAAUUAUAUUUAAUAAUUUAGAGCAAUUUGACAGGGAACAUUUAAACCCUUGUAUCAUUUGGUCUAAUAAUAUUUGUUUAAUGUGUUUUUUUCAAGGCUCUUUUUAACGUUUUUAAGCGCUUUUUUGUGAAUUUUAAAUGCAAUAAGUCCCGAGCUCUAAUUAUAAUGCGGUGGAAUUCUAUUGGAACAUAUUGUGGUUAUUACUCCGUUUUUAUAGGUAUUAACGUUCAUUUUGGAUUUUUCACCGUAAUGAAUUUACGCGUACUUGUUUACAGGAUCCAUAUUUUAUCGUACUGUUUUUAAUAAAAAUAUGAUUCAAUUAUAAUUAUAUACUACAAACUUAAAAUACACAUCACAAGAAACUCACUCAAAGAACGCAUCAAAUUGUGUAGCGCACGAUUGUAUUUACAAUCGCCAGGAACGUUUUUCCGAAUUCAAACACGAGAGUUGUCUAUACCUAUUAUCAUAUUAUUGUUACUAUGUAUAUGGACAACCCAAUAGUAACGCUAUAAAUUAUAUACUUAUUACUUUCAUAUAAACGUCAUUUUUUAGUACUCACUGUAUGUAGUAAUACUACGAUUAAACGUGAUUUAAUACAAAUAUUUAGUUUAAACGUCUCUUCUUUAUGGGUACAGUCGUAAAUUGAUUUAUUACCUACAUAAAUGAUUGACGUUUUAUUUCCGUAUUAAUAAUAUAUGUGUCCAAACAACCAGAAAAUUAUAUUUAAUAAUAAUAUUAUACAUGUUCUAUAAAAUAUUAGAUUCUGAACGUAUCGAGAAAUAUUGUAUAGGUUUUACUAUAUGCAUGCUUUUUUUGUCUGUCUGUGAACAACUAUUUUACCUGAAAUCUUGCUCCGGUAAUCAACUUAAAGGAAGGUUUCUGAUAGAAAAUUGUAUCGUGUUGAUGCAUUGAACAAAUAGUUUUUAGAUUUUACUCCUAGUGAUUUUCUAAUUGAAAAAACGGAAAAACGAGAAAAUGUACGCAACAACAGUUUCUACAGUUUUUCGAUUAUGUUUUUUUUUAUUCAAAUAAAAAUAAACGUAGAAACAUGGAAUUUCCACUGAAUACUUCUUAUAUUAACCCUUUUUAUUUAUAGCAUAAUUUUUUAAAAUAAUUUGGAAUUUUUUUUUCCAUUUAUAUUAAUUGUUUGUGAGUACAAUUAUUUUGGGUUCAGCAAGAAUGCUAGAAAGUCUAACACAAGAUUUAUAAAUAAAGUAUAUAUAUAUUAAGUUAUAAAUAAUGGCAAAAAAAAUUUUGAACGUAAUGUAAUAAAUUUUAUACCUAAGCGUUUAAAGUUUUGAUUUUAAUGAAAAUCGUAAAGUUUACAUUUGAUUAAUUGAAAACAUAGCUACUGAACUUCACUUAGAUAGAAGUUUUCAUUUUUAUGAAAAAUUUAAGGGAUUUAAAAAAAUUACACCAUACACUAGAUAAAACUCGGUAACAAAAAUCAUCCAUUGGUAUUGAUGGUCGAAGCGAAUCUUCUGGUUUAAAUGGCAUUUACAAAGAGCGAAAAAAAAUCACACAACCCAAACUCUAUAACCGCGAAAUUCGUACGAAAAACUGCACUUCGAUGAAAAGUUUUUUAUUAUUGUUUUUUUCUCUUUUUGUCCAACAGGUGUCGUUAUACUGAAAGCAGACGUCCAACAGAAUUUGAACAAACAAAACUUCUACAAACCGUACAACCCAUUUGCGCAAGUCUAUCCGCUGAGAACGGCCAAUGAUUUCGUGAAGAAAUGAAUGUAAUAAUGUAACAAUUUGCAAUUGUAUUUCGAGAAGAAGAGCACAUACUCUGGCCUAGCAACGAUAUCAAAAAAAAAAAAAAAUAAAAAAAAAAAAUAGAUUGCCGAACAUCUACGACGGAGUCAAAAAAAAAAUACAACAUCAAUUUUUUUAACUCAUUAUUUAUGCUGCUGUAUACAUACAUGUCUAUAUAUUAUACAUAAUUUUAUUGUAAAAAAAAAAAAAUAACAAUAAUAUAUAUUAUACACAAUAUAUAUAUAUUUUUUAAAAAAAAUGCAAAUUUUGCACGUAAUUGAAUGUUUUUUUUUUUUGGUUCGUUAUUG
Messenger RNA from Cinara cedri, 35373 nucleotides. The record is from the annotation of a GenBank genome assembly. Lineage: Eukaryota; Metazoa; Arthropoda; Insecta; Hemiptera; Aphididae.